Messenger RNA from Penicillium lagena, 213 nucleotides. RefSeq lists its product as uncharacterized. The record is from RefSeq and is a predicted model, not a curated record. NCBI's taxonomy places the organism in Eukaryota, Fungi, Ascomycota, Eurotiomycetes, Eurotiales, Aspergillaceae. The transcript has a single exon. Bases 1 to 213 code for a protein of 70 amino acids.
AUGUCUCAUCACCCCUCCUCCGCCGUGCACCUCAGUUUAGGCGCUGAUUGGCAACGCCUGCGCUGCAACGUCCUCCGUGAUUCGUCCAGCAUGUAUCCUCGCCUGCAGUCUCCGGCAGCAGGCAGGUUCCUAGACCAUGCCGACUUUUCCUGUGAUGGGCGAGCUCCGUCUCCGCUCGCUCAUCACAUCUGCCGCAAAGCUGGCGGGCACUGA